AUGUUGCGCACCCAGCUUAGAAGAAUUGCACUACCUACACCUAAUCGUCUAUCCGGGGCCGGUCUAUCGAAGCGCACUCUUAGGACCGGGUCUUACAUCCCGGGAGAGGGGCUCCCGGCCGUUCCGAUCCUCAGGCCGACGCUAUGGGCAUUUGCCGCUACAGCCACCAUCUUUCUCGGAUGCGCUGCGUAUGACGUCCGUCGAGACGUCCAGAACGCCAAGAGGAAAGGGCUUUUCAAAGACGGAAGCGUCGCUUCGUACGAAGACUUAGAAGACGCCAAGCGUCGCGGCCAUACCGUGCACUCCCUGUUCCGCAAACCCGCGCCGCCGAAAUGGCACCUCCCGGGCCAGAUCGGCGAGAUGCUCGCGGGGCACAACGACGCGGAGAAAUUGAUCUUGGGGUUCUCGGCUCUCCACAUCAGUAUCGUCGGGGCGAGCUCUCUUGCCCCGGCGGCGUUCAUGCAGUAUUUUGCGCACACGCCUUGUUUUAGCCCCAACUACACGCUCCUGACGUCCAUGUUCGGCCACGCCGGUCUGCUCCACGCCGGGAUCAAUACCCUAGCCUUGCUCCAGAUGGGCCCCGAGGUCGCGCGGUCCCGCGUCUUCGAGGGCAACGGCAGUCACUUCGCGGCUUUCUAUCUGUCGGCCGGCAUAUUCUCGUCCCUGGGGUAUCAAGUCGCGACUAUCUUGCCUACCCGAACUUACAAGUUCAACCGUCUCCUUCCGGGCCUAGGAGCUAGCGGUGUGCUUUUCGCUAUGCUAGGAGCAUGGGCCACGCUGUACCCGAAUGCGCGGCUCGGCAUCAUGUUCAUUCCUGGGAGCUAUACCGUUGAGAACUUCAUGACGGCUCUUGUACUAUUUGAGACAUACGGGUUGUUCAUCGGAAUCCCGUUCCUACGUUUCAGAUACGGGGCGCAUCUCGUGGGGCUUGGGUUGGGAUUUGCGUACGUAUACUUUGACGGCAAGAAACACUUGUGGCGACCUGCCCGGAAGCUCGCGUUUGGUGGCAUGAAGUUCGUCAAGAUGCAUCGUACGGUAUCAAUCCGUGAUAGAAAUGAUGCUGUCUUCAUCGCGAAGAGCAGCCACAUUGGCUCUAAGAGGUCCCGAAACCGACACCUCGUAUUGUCCCUUUACAAUCCCUCGCCUCCAUCUCGACCACCUCUAAGAACGAUGCUACGUCGUGACCCCCCACGGCUCUACGGGUCUAGCCCACCGUCCGCGCAGAGAAAUCCCGCUCGCCAGCCAAGAACCCAAGAAAGGCGUAAUCCAAUAUACCCUAUGGCGCCGGCGCUACGACAAGUGUACGAUCAGAUGCCGGAGCCGCGCUGGGUCGUCAGCAUGGGCAGCUGCGCCAACGGCGGCGGUUACUACCACUAUAGCUACAGCGUCGUGCGCGGCUGCGACCGCGUUGUUCCCGUCGACGUCUACGUCCCCGGUUGCCCACCCACUAGCGAGGCCCUCAUGUACGGCAUCUUCCAGCUGCAGCGCAAGAUGCGGAACACCAAGAUCACGAGGAUGUGUGAUAUCCGAUAUGAAACCCAGCACCACAAUGAAGCACUGCUGGCGAACUGGAAACCGGUCUAUCGUCGGACUCAAGCGGCGUUAUCGCGCUUCAUGAACUCGCGCACUAAACAUUGGCUCGUUCUGGUCCUUAUCAUCCUUGACGUCGCGGGCAUCUUGAGUGAUAUCUUCAUCGCCUUGAUCACGUGCGAGAUCGGCGUAGAGCACGACGCGUGGGUGGCGCCGACGAGGAACGCGUUGACUGUCUUCUCGCUGAGCUUGAGUUGCGUGUUUUUGCUCGAGCUGCUGUUGGAGUUGGUUGUUAACGGUUGGCGGUACUUGUCGAGCAAGCUGCACUGCUUCGACGCCUUCGUUAUCGUCGUGGGCUUCGCGGUCGACCUGCUCGAGCACAACACGGCGGAAGAGAUUGCGUCCCUGGUCGUCGUGUUGCGGCUGUGGCGCUUCGUUAAGAUUGUGGAUGAGUUCUCGGUCGAGGCGCAGGAGCAGACGGAGGAGCUGCGCGUGCGCAUUCAGGAGCUGGAGACGCGCAAUGCGGCGCUAGAGGCGAGGCUGGAGCUGGUUUAG
Daldinia childiae is the source of this 2085-nucleotide messenger RNA. Its product is annotated as NADH-ubiquinone oxidoreductase 19.3 kDa subunit, mitochondrial. The coding region runs from base 1 to 2085 and encodes 694 amino acids. The record is from RefSeq and is a predicted model, not a curated record. Gene Ontology annotation, biological process: mitochondrial respiratory chain complex I assembly; electron transport coupled proton transport; aerobic respiration. Lineage: Eukaryota; Fungi; Ascomycota; Sordariomycetes; Xylariales; Hypoxylaceae. Gene Ontology annotation, cellular component: membrane. The transcript is spliced from 7 exons. Gene Ontology annotation, molecular function: serine-type endopeptidase activity; NADH dehydrogenase (ubiquinone) activity; 4 iron, 4 sulfur cluster binding.